CAGCCUAAGUAUUCUUCAAUUGGUACUAUUUCGUACUUCAUAGUAUAAUGUCGAGAAAGAGGGUGCGAGGAGAAGACAAUACAAAGUUAAAAAUGGCAGAAGCUAUAAGCACACGCAGUGUGGGUGCAGGCGAGUGGCAGGGAAGUGAGCUGCUGGCGCAGAAUGGCAGCGACACCAGCUUCUGCAGCUCCAGUCAGACCCUCAUGCUUUCACAGUCGCUGAGGUUCGCGGCGCCGUUCAGCACGGACCCGAUAGCGGUGGCGGAGCGCGAGUGCUGCGCGUACGGGCGAGUGGCGCGCGCGGCGGCCGCGGCGGGCACGGCGGGUCGCCGCGUGCGCGUUUACUCGGAUGGCAUCUACGACAUGUUCCACCAAGGUCACGCGCGCCAGCUGCAACAGGCCAAAACUGUCUUUCCCAACGUCUACCUCAUCGUCGGAGUGUGCAACGAUCAGCUGACGCACAGCCGCAAGGGCCGCACGGUGAUGACGGAGGACGAGCGCUACGAGGCCGUCCGCCACUGCCGAUACGUCGACGAGGUGGUGCGGGACGCGCCGUGGGAAUACGACGAGGCUUUUAUGGAGAAGCACAAGAUCGACUUUGUGGCGCACGACGACAUCCCCUACACCACCGAAGACUGCGACGACACAUACGCCAUGAUCAAGUCCAAGGACAUGUUCGUCGCCACCGAGCGCACCGAAGGCGUGUCGACGUCGGACAUCGUGGCGCGGAUCGUGCGCGACUAUGACAUCUACGUGCGGCGCAACCUGGCGCGCGGCUACUCCGCUAAGGAGCUCAACGUGUCCUUCCUCAACGAGAAGAAGUUCCGCCUGCAGAACAAGAUGGACGAGCUCAAGGACAAGGGCAAGAAGGUAAUGACGAACAUUGGCGAGAAGCGCGUCGACAUCCUGACGAAGUGGGAGGAGAAGUCUCGCGAGCUGAUCGACGCGUUCCUGCUGCUGUUCGGGCCAGACGGGCGCCUGUCCAGCAUCUGGAACGAGUCCAAGGGGCGGCUCAUGCAGGCGCUCAGCCAGCCGCCGUCGCCGCGCGCCUCGCCGCCGCCUAGCGAGAACGGCGACGACUCCCAGGACCGCGCGCUCGCGCUCGCCUCCGCCCACGAUGCCGCGCCCGCGCCCGCGCUCGCGCGCGCCCUUGCGCACGCUCGCGCGCACAGAAGCUCGGCAUCGCCGCCGCCACCCAAAUCGCGCCGCUACGAGACGCUGUGGGAGCCGCAAGCAGGUAACUGGAUGCGUCGAGCCCUGAAGGGCUGGGGGCGGAAGCGGCCGCACUCCGCCAGCUGACGGACGACGGCUCGGACAGCGACGAUGACUACCAGGACACCAGCGCCUACCUCUAAGCUCCGCGCUCCGCCACAGCCGCAGCCGCUACCGCCACCGGCACCGAUGUACAUUGUAACUAUAUACAUUGUCGCCAAACCCGCUAGCAAAUCUACUUUGUUACAACGAACACCGUUAUAUCUGUAGAGGAUAGUAUGUUUUCCUGGAAUCACUUAUGUGUCUUGUUGGUGUUGUGGAUGUAAACGCCAAUUUGGCUAGCAUAUUUCGACCGCCGAUUAUGACUGAUAUUACCGAUAAAAUGGAGAUGCCGACGCAAGAAUACCAAUUUGUGACACUAGUUUGGAGGCAUUUUUAGGGUUCCGUAGCCAAAUGGCAAAAAACGGAACCCUUAUGGAUUCGUCAUGUCUGUCUGUCCGUCCGUAUGUCACAGCCACUUUUUUUUAUUUAGAGCGUUCAAAUAUCACCAUAAAUCUAAACUUGGUGAUUAAAUUGGAGAUUGACGCCAAUUUCAUUUCUGAUCACAUCGACCGAUUUGAUCAUCCCGUCUGGACUUGCCUUUAGGCCGUGAUUUGAUAGGAACAUAAUCACACGCGAUUAGGCAGACCUACAGAUGGUUAAGACAAUUCAAAGGAUAAACUAACUAAUGCCAAUGAACAGUCCCUUUAACCUUAUUUUAAGGCAGCAGCGAAGUUAUUCCUACAAAAUAGGGGCCAAUAUCAGUACUUAAUUUAAUGAGCCAAUCAUCGGGUAGUUUACCCAUAUUCCUAUGUUCAUAACCUGUCUCAUCAAGACACAAAUCUCAUGGGUUUCCAUGACAACCCACUAAUAAUAUCUGUCUUUAUGGUGUUUAGAAACACCAUUCGAGAUAUGGUGCCCAGUUUCAGACAAAACGGUUUCAGGGAAAUAGUAAGUUGAACUUAGGACUAUAGUCCAUGGGCCAGCCAAAAGUUAGAUAGGUUUAUUAUGAUGUUAAAAACCAUGAUUGCCAUCUUAAAAUAGUAGCUAACCAAAAUGGCCUCCAAUCCAAGAAGGCGGAUAUUGAGUUUAAACCAUAGCUCUAUAUGUGUGCUUGAAAUGUUGGUCUAUAUAUUGAAUCGAUAAAGUCAAUCGUUAAUGAAAUAAUUAAAGAAAUAUUGAAAAUUUUCUCAUUUGUUUGUAAUACUUUUUUUUAAUCAUGUUUUUAAUAGAUUUUACUUCCGUUGACUAAAUAACUGCGUACAGAACAAAAAGCGUCAGAUAGAAGUUGUCUCUCUCUUCCUAGCUAUCUAUCCUACUUGGUGGUGGGGUCAGCUUUCCUGCUUAAACUUCUCCACUUCGCCCUGUCCACGAAAUCGUUCUCGGAUAACUUGCACUCACUCAUGUCCUACAUCCUUCCAUCUUGUUCUGGGUCUGCCCCUGGAUCUUCGAACUGGUUUGUAAAGUUCAAAUGUCCUACGUAAUUAGAAGGCCUUCUUAUCAUGUGAUGUGACCAUACCAUCGCAGGCAUCGCAGCCUGCUCUCCUGCAUUUUAUCGGCGAUGUCGCGCACGCCCAGGCUUCCUCGUACGUACUCGUUACGGAUUUUGUCGAGCCUGGUAACGCCGCACAUCCACCUCAGUAUCUUCAUCUCGGCAACUUGGAUGGUGUGCACGAGUCGUUGGUCGUAGUCCAUGUCUCGCAGCCAUACAUAAGAACAGGCCUUAUUAUACUUUUGUAUACCAGACCCUUGAGUUUGACGGACAUUCUCCUGUCACACGUAACACCAGUCACUUCUCGCUAUUUUAGCCAAGCAGCGGCUAUUCGGUGUUGAAUAUUGCAUUUCACAUUCCCAGAAUGAUGCAUCAUGCUACCUAGAUACUUGUACUGAUCGAACACGGUGACUAGUUGCCCAUCGAUGGAAAUUGGGCAAUUGUCGCUUGGAUGUGGCUCGUUCAGGGACAUGAAUUGGAUAUUUGCAACACUCAACACUAGGCCACCGCCCUGUAACUGGUGCUUCCAUGACAGGAGUGCUUCCUGUAACUCAAUACAGAUCUCGGUACAAAUAGCCACAUCGUCAGCGUAAACAAAAGUCCAAUUCGCUGAGUUUUGCGCUGCCUCGGUGAGUGAGUCCCAAACCAAGCAGAACACUAAACAGGAAGGGGCUCAGUACUAAGCCUUGAUGAACGCCUUCCGUAACCGCUAUAGGUUUUGUUUCACCCACUACCGCCCUUACCCAGUGGUAAUACCUUGCACCCUUUUACAUGUCGGUUAUGACAUUGAAUUGAAUGAAUGAAUUUAUUUAUUUAUUACAGACAACAUAAGGUCCACAUAUUGUUCGUUUUUAGCAUAAUCUACAUGUUAGUUAAAAUAACGCUAAUAACAUUGACAUACUGUUCCGCGACGUUCUUCUUGCGAAGGCUCCACCAGAUCGUGUCCCUUGGGACUCGAUCAAAUGCCUUUUCCAUGUCCAAGAAUGCAAUGUGCAAUGGCCGUUUUUUGACGCAGUACUCCUCAGCAAUCGUGCUCAGAGCGAACAUGGGGUCGGUGGUAGAUAGGCCAGGUACGAAGCCAUAGUGAUGCUUAGACAGAACAUUCUGCUCUUAGUCGACUAUCUAUCACUCGUUCGUACAGCUUCAUAGUAUGGCUUAAAAGCUUGAUACCGCGAUAGUUAUUGCACUCAUACUUGCUUCCUUUUCCCUUAUAAAUUGGAAGAAUGGUACUCAACCUCCUGCCUCUGGCAUUUUGGAGGAGACCAGAACAUGGAUGAAGAGAUUGAUGUUAAGCAGCAGAUAUGUGUAUAAUGUCAAUAAUAUGUGGCGAGAUAGUACCCCCAAAAGACGGACAAUAUUGGGCAGUGUUAUUUAACGCAGCAAUAAUAAGGAAUUUUGAGCCUGUUACUAAACGACGUGAUAUACCUACCGGAUGAACAGAGUCAAUUUCACCACUAACACGGCUGUAAGAAAAUUACUGACAGAAGGUUCAUCUUCUCCUGUUUCUUCUGACAGCGAAAUCCCAGCGCGCAGUUAUUUAGUCAACGGUGAAUUUCAACGGAAGUAAAAUCAAAUUCAUGAUUCCAUGUAUGUUAGUCAUCAGACCCAUGACAAGUUAUACGUCAAAUUAAAGAUAAUUAAAUACACUAUUUUGCCUCGUUUAAAACUUUUUUUGAAAUGUACAAGAUAUUUUGUAUUAACAUGAUUUAAAAAAAAGAGAAAAUUUUCAAUAUAUCUUUAAUUACUAAUUAACGGUUGACUUUAUCGAUAAAAUAUAUAAACAAAAUUUAAACCACACAUUUUUAUUUUAUUUAAAAAAAAUUGUAAUGAAAUCGGACGAAUACUUUUCGAGUUAUGGUUCAUUUUGUAAAACUUAAUAUCCGCCAUCUUGGAUUGGCGGCCAUUUUGUUUAGCUACCAUUUUGAGAUGGCAAUUUGGCUAGCUGGCCCAUGGACUACAAAAUGUAGGUUCUUAUGUCUGAGUAAUGUACGAGUACAUCGCUGCCGCUCGAGUGGGAGUUGUACAAGUUGACGCACGGUUGAAGAGAAGAAUAGAAGAUAUUUUCGAGUUGUUAAUUAUUUAAAUUAUUUUAUAGAGUAUGUUACAUCUGGAUUUUUUGUAUGAAUACUGUUUGAGUACAAUUGAGUGAAUGUAUUUAAUCAUUUUAGUCUUAAUAACGUAUUAUUUAUGUUUCUAUAAUAAAAAUCUCUUUAUAACUCCGUUAGAUAUGUACAGGGCACUUGUAGUUUUUUAAGCACCAUGAAACAUUAUUUGUAAAUGUUUGUCAGUUAAUUAAAAGGUGCUUAUUAUUAAGAAA
Messenger RNA from Cydia strobilella, 5059 nucleotides. Its product is annotated as choline-phosphate cytidylyltransferase A-like. Bases 48 to 1298 code for a protein of 416 amino acids. Gene Ontology annotation, biological process: CDP-choline pathway. Gene Ontology annotation, molecular function: phosphatidylcholine binding; choline-phosphate cytidylyltransferase activity. NCBI's taxonomy places the organism in Eukaryota, Metazoa, Arthropoda, Insecta, Lepidoptera, Tortricidae. The transcript is spliced from 9 exons. The record is from RefSeq and is a predicted model, not a curated record.